UGAAGUUGCAGAGUUUAUUAUAUUUUAAUAAAUCAACGAUAACUUUACUAUGUUAUGAAUCUGAAAAUUGGCCAUGAGUUGAUGACUUUAUCAUAGGGUUGCUGUCAGAAACCCUAGUGUCAAACAAACUUUGAUGAGAUUGCAAAGGGUGAACGUGCCUAAGACGAAGAAGACAUACUGCAAGAGCAAGGAGUGCAGGAAGCACACUUUGCACAAAGUUACACAGUAUAAGAAGGGUAAGGAUAGUUUGGCUGCUCAAGGGAAGCGUCGUUACGAUCGCAAACAAUCAGGUUAUGGUGGUCAGACCAAACCAGUGUUUCACAAGAAGGCAAAGACCACCAAGAAGAUUGUGCUAAGGCUUCAAUGCCAGGGUUGCAAGCAUGUCUCACAGCAUCCAAUCAAGAGGUGCAAGCACUUUGAGAUAGGUGGAGACAAGAAGGGGAAGGGAACAUCUCUGUUCUAAAUGUGAAUGUAUGUCUAAUGUUAUGUUAUGGGUUUUACUUUGGAAUUUUGUUAAGCUUGCUUUUAGUUCUCUAAUGUUGUUUCCAGACGAUAUUGUGUUCUUUUAAGGUUACUUAAUGACAUUGGGUGCACUCUCUGUUUUCAGUUGUUUCUCUAGUUCUGAUGUUGAAAUUGAUUGUCUUGUCUAUUG
Molecule: messenger RNA, 652 nt
Organism: Hibiscus syriacus
Lineage: Eukaryota; Viridiplantae; Streptophyta; Magnoliopsida; Malvales; Malvaceae
Product: 60S ribosomal protein L44
Exons: 4
Coding region: 134-463 (109 amino acids)
Biological process (GO): translation
Cellular component (GO): cytosolic large ribosomal subunit; ribosome
Molecular function (GO): structural constituent of ribosome
Source: RefSeq, a predicted model, not a curated record